Molecule: messenger RNA, 1219 nt
Organism: Eruca vesicaria subsp. sativa (arugula)
Lineage: Eukaryota; Viridiplantae; Streptophyta; Magnoliopsida; Brassicales; Brassicaceae
Source: the annotation of a GenBank genome assembly
GUUUCAACACUUCUCUCGGGUAAAAAAAUCUCUCAUAUUUUUCUAGUUUUUAGUCUACUCAUUGAUUACGAUGAUGUAGUUUAUGUUUGAUCCCCGGAUGAAAUCUUGACAUAAUGUUUGGUUUGUGCAAUUUGAUUGGGACUACUUACGUUGAUAUCUAAGCUAAUCAAUGAUUCAUCAAAUUCCUGGUUUAGCUCGUUUUUUUUCUGCUUGAUCGCCAGAUGAAAGCUUGAAGUUCACACUUUGUUUGUGCAAGUUUAAUGGGGUUGGAUUAUGUUAUUUUUUAUCCUAAAGUGGUGUUUAUUGUCUUUUAUUUUUGUAGGUGUUGAUUGAGAGAACAUGGGUGACAAAGACAGAGGGUUUCAUGGGUAUUCAUCCUCUGGAUACCCGCCGAGUCAUGGGGCUUAUCCACCUGCUGGAUACCCAUCGCAUCAAGGUUACCCUCCACCACCUGGUGCCUACCCUCCAGCUCCUGGUUACGGAGGUUAUUCUGCAUCUGGUCAUGCUGGUUACCCUCCUACUGGCUAUCCUUCGCAUCACUCGGGACACGCAGGAGGAAUCGGGGGCAUGAUUGCUGGUGCUGCAGCAGCCUAUGGAGCUCACCACAUAGCUCAUAGCUCUCACAGUCCUUACGGACACGCUGCAUAUGGUCACGGUUAUGGCCAUGGUCAUGGUCAUGGUCAUGGUCAUGGCUAUGGUUAUGGUCAUGGUAAGUUCAAGCAUCAUGGAGGCAAGUUCAAACAUGGGAAGCAUGGUAUGUUUGGAGGAGGGAAGUUCAAGAAGUGGAAGUAAUCUGUCUCUCUGGACUUACCAGAUGUUUCAAAUAAAUCCCAAACAUAUAAGUUUAACUCUUGUUGGUUUAAAUAUCGCUGGUUCGAAUUGGAAUAAGUCAAAACUUCAUAAUGAAUAUGGUACUAUAUGGACGUGUACUAUGAAGCUAUCUAUGGCUUCUUUUAUAAUGACAUACUGCUUUAAAAGAUUUUAUAUGUUAUGUUCUUGUAUAUAUAUUGGUUGACUUUGCUUACAUAUAGGCCUAUAGUAGGUAGAAGUCAUGAGUAUGAUCAGGUGACCUAUAAACUAGUUUCUGAUUUCUUAACCAACAUAUGGGUGUAUUCAAUCAGUCAUUUAAAAAAUAAAUAUGAGUUUCGAUAUGUAGAUAAUUUGGGUGAUUUCCUUAAAAGAAUGUUGUAAUUUAUUACUAUAUUUUUUUAGUAGUACC